This is a messenger RNA of Ruditapes philippinarum (Manila clam), 684 nucleotides long. RefSeq lists its product as uncharacterized. Lineage: Eukaryota; Metazoa; Mollusca; Bivalvia; Venerida; Veneridae. The record is from RefSeq and is a predicted model, not a curated record. The coding region runs from base 164 to 547 and encodes 127 amino acids. The transcript has 2 exons.
UAUAUUGUUUUCGUCUAUAUUUGUUUACACUAUUGAAUACCAAUUUUUGAUGUUCGUGGAUAAAAUUCAUAUUUUUAAUCAUGGAUAUUAUAAGCUACAUAAAGGAAUCGAUAUGUUACUGACUGGGUCAAAGAGCGUAGUAAUACAUCAUUUAUAAAACGAAAUGGAUCCAGAUGACGUCAUAAAACGACAACCGAAUGAAGACAGAACACAUAAUACGAACACAAAAGCUACGUCAAAUGAUGAUGACGUUUCUUAUGUAGACAGUGAUACGCAUGCGCAAGCAUUUUGCUGUUGUAUCCACGGCUGGAAAAGUGGACCGGAUCCGCGAUGGUAUUACCCUUGGGAUAAAGGAAUUUACAGACUACUUGGUGUGUGCUGUAUGUGGUACUGUGUGUGCGCGUUUGUACCAUGUGUUAUGUGCAAUAAGACAGCCAGGGACAUUGUGUGUUGUGAGGGACAGUGUACUGAAAGUCGUAAACCCGGACACAUGGACGGUCACCCAGACGGUCACCCAGACGAAAGGGACGAGAUCGCAGAGGCGUAAUUACAUAUAAUCAAACCUAUUUAGUCUUCCGGUGAAAGAGAUACUGAUUUUCAUUUUUUAUGAAUUCUUUUUUUAAUUUCGCAAUCAUAUAGUUGCGAUAAAAUUUGCGUAAAUACUUAAGCCCAUAAAGGGCAAGA